This is a messenger RNA of Arachis duranensis, 1555 nucleotides long. RefSeq names its product spermidine coumaroyl-CoA acyltransferase. NCBI's taxonomy places the organism in Eukaryota, Viridiplantae, Streptophyta, Magnoliopsida, Fabales, Fabaceae. Bases 65 to 1438 code for a protein of 457 amino acids. The record is from RefSeq and is a predicted model, not a curated record. The transcript has a single exon.
CUCAAAUCUCAGUAACAUAGAAUCUUUCACCAAAUUCAUACACACAUACACAAUUUUAAUUUCCAUGGCAAAUCAUCAUAAGAGAACGCUAAAGUUUGACAUUAAACAAAUUGUUUAUGUGAAACCAUCAAAACCCACACCAAAUGGCAACAUUUCACUCUCUGCACUUGAUAAUAGAGCUGAUAACAAUGGCCUAUGCCAUAUUGUUCAAAUAUAUCAAUCACCGAAAAAUGACCAAAAUGACCCUGCCCUUAUGAUCAAAGAAGCACUCUCAAAGGCUUUGUUUUAUUACUACCCUUUGGCGGGUAGAAUAGUAAAACAUGCUGAUGGGAAACUUAGAGUUAAUUGCAAUGCAAAUGGAGUUCCCUUUGUAGAAGCCAUUGCUAAUUGCAACCUUUCUUCUCUCCACUACCUUGAUGGUAGUAACACAGAGAUUGCAAAACACUUGGUACUUGAUCUUCCUUCUGAGGAUGAACAUGGUUUCCAAUUAUACCCUUUGUUGAUCAAGGUAACCAAGUUUCUAUGUGGGGGUUUCACAAUUGGCUUAGGAACCUCACAUGCUAUAAUUGAUGGCAGUGGAAAAUCUCAAUUCUUGCAAGCCAUAGCCGAAUUUGCAAGUGGAAAAACCGAGCCAUCGGUGAAGCCUGCAUGGGAGAGAGAAAAGCUUGUUGGGUCAAUUACCAAAAUGCCCUUGGAGAUUCCUAUGGAUGAGUCCUCUGCCGCGGUCUCACCUUAUUUGCCCACCAAAAAACUUGUUCAUGCAUGCUUUAAAGUCGACAAUGAGAGCAUAAAAAGGCUCAAGAUGAGUUUGAUGAAGGAAAUUAUUAGUGACCAAAACAAUAACAUGGAAGAAAGCUUCACAAGUUUUGAGUCUCUUGCUUCCUAUGUUUGGAGGGCAAGAACAAGAGCUUUGAAAUUGAACAGUGAUGGUAAAGUUAUGUUGACUAUCAUAGUAGGGAUAAGAAAGGACCUUCUUGAUCCUCCUUUGCCUAAAGGGUAUUAUGGGAAUAUUGCAGUGGAUGCAAACAUUGUGUUGACUGCUAGAGAAGUCAACGAAAGACCACUCUCCCAUGUAGCGAAGAUCAUCAAAGAAACUAAGAAGGUUGCUCAGACAAAGGAGUACGUCAAGAGAAUGAUCGACACGUCGGCGACGGCGGCCGACGACGAUUUCGAUUAUGAUGGAAGGGGUGCGUGCAUGGUUUUGACAGACUGGAAACAUUUGGGUUUUUCAAAGAACAUGGAUUUAGGAUGGACACAACCGGUGAAUUUUGUUCCUGCCCCAUGUGGUUUGUUUGAUAAAUUGCAUUUGUGUAUUUUCUCAUCUCCGAGUAGCUUGGAUCCUUCAAUGGAUGGAGGUGCUAGGAUCUUUGUGUCACUCCCCAAUGCUGCCAUGCCCAAGUUUAGGAACGAGAUUGAAGCUCUUAUUACGAAACCAUAGGAGAUUAGAUGUAUUUCAAUUCAUGUUCUAAUUGUGUUGUGUCUGUAGAGGGCAAUAUAGUAAUUUCAUGUUUGUUUCUAUUUUAUAAGUCAAUGGAAUAAGAUUUGAUUGUGUUUA